Molecule: messenger RNA, 1486 nt
Organism: Phoenix dactylifera (date palm)
Lineage: Eukaryota; Viridiplantae; Streptophyta; Magnoliopsida; Arecales; Arecaceae
Source: RefSeq, a predicted model, not a curated record
CCCUCCCACCACCUUUCCCCCAUAGCCCCUAAAUCCCUCCUCUCCUCCCAACUUCUCUCUCAACUUCUCUCAUGUCCCCAUAAAUCUUAAAGUUUAUUUUUUUUCAUUUCUCUCAACCAAUAGCUUCCUUCUUUGUUUAGUUGAUAGCUAUGGGCACUUUGGUAGGCCAUGUAGCCCCUGGGUUUGGGUUCCUGGUAAUUGGGCUGUGGCAGCUUUUCAACCAUAUCAAACUCCACUGCCUCCACCCCAAAUCCUACGUAGCCCCGCCAUGGUUCCCCACCCCAUUCUUCCGAUACCUCGAGCCCGUCUUGAUAAUAUUGGGCAGCCUGGCCUCCAUUGCCAUGGAGCUCGUGAUCGGCCCGGAGGCCCAUCAGCCGUUCGACGCCGAUGGAACCAUCCCUUCCAACCAUCUCCACAACUUCGAGCACGCCUCCAUCUCCCUCACCUUCCUGAUCUACGCCGCCUUCGCCAUCGCCUUGGACCGCGCGAAGCUGAAGCAACGCGACGGCAUGACGCUGUUGCUCGGCGCCGUCGCGUUCGGCCAGCAGCUGCUCAUGUUCCACCUCCACUCCGCCGACCACAUGGGCGUCGAGGGCCAGUACCAUUGGCUCCUUCAGACGGUGAUUGUGGUAUCCUUGGCCACCGCUCUGAUCGGGAUCGGGCUGCCGAGGAGCUUCAUGGUGAGCUUCGUGAGGUCGAUCAGCAUCGCGUUCCAAGGUGUUUGGUUUGUCGUCAUGGGAUUCAUGCUGUGGACUCCAAGCUUAAUUCCGAAGGGUUGCUUCAUGAAUACGGAGGAGGGGCACCAGGUGGUGAGGUGCCAUAGCGAUGAGGCACUCCAUCGGGCCAAGUCGCUGGUUAACAUCGAAUUCAGCUGGUACAUGGCGGCCAUGGCGGUGUUCUCUAUGUUGCUGUACUUGUUCUUGUGCAGGAGAUACCCGGAGGCGCCGGAGUACCUCCCGUUGGUGAAGGAGGAGGGUGUUCAAGACGAUGAUGAGGACCUGGAGUCGCAGAAGAGGCUCGGGGAGUCUGAUAGCUUCGUUGAAAUGGGGAAGGGGAUGAGGGGCAUGGAGCUCGAGAGAUAAGCGCAAGGAAGAGGGCCCGUUGGAUUAGGUUUCGUUUUCUUAACCAUCCGGUCUUCUUCUUUUAUAUAUAUUUUUUUUCUUUUUUAUAAGGGUUAAAUGAGGUGGAAAGAUGUAGCUAGUGGAAGUUUAGGGGAUUCUUUUGGAUUGGAGCCUUUUGUGGUUGGAUCGAUAGAAGUGGCGUUUGGGUUUGGUUCUUCUCUUUUUCAAAGAGAAAUGGGAAGGUGGGCCCUUUUUUUUUUCUUUUUUUUUUUCCGUUGUAUGUGUGUGUUGCUAGUUGUGAGAUUGAAACAAUGGUCUCAACUUUGUAGUAUAUUUAGCAGUUGCAAUCAUGUAAAUCCGGUCUAAUCAGAGUUCGAGUUGUAUCUUCCGUGCAAAAGAAUGAUCUUUUUUCACAACAUCAACCA